CUGACCGAGUAAACCUGCCAGAGUACUCUUGCUGCUCCAGUCCAGAAACAUGAAGCUAUUCAUUUAUUUGGCAUUUUGCUUCCUCUUUCUUUUGGGCUUUAGAGACAAUGUGAUAGCAGUACUCAGUACAGGUUUCCACUUCGAUUCGGGGGUUCUGUAUGAGUAUGAAUACAGCACAUCUAUGGUGGUGGCUCCCAUCUCUGUGGAUUUUGAAGAAGUAACUUCAUUCACUAUGCUAGCAGUCAUACACAUCCAUUCAUUAUGGAGGAACAGCAACCAAGAGCAACUUCUGCACAUACACGUUCAAAAUCUUAAACUUACACCUAAUUCAAGUGACUCAACCAGUAAACCCUAUGACCUUGGUGACCUAAUGAGUCACUCUCAACAUUUUACGGAACCAUUUUUUGUGCAUAUCCAGUUAGGGAAGAUUAAAGGAGUUUUUGAUGUUUCUUCGAACAACACAGUAAGCUUGAAUUUCAAGAAAGGCUUGGCAUCACUGCUCCAAAUUCAAGUUGCAUCUGGGACCAUUACAGAAGAUGACACAACAGGACAGUGCCAGAUCUCAUAUCACAUGUUAGGGGAUGAUGUCAUCAAAAUCAAACGUCAUGAAAACUGUGAAAAGAGAAUGAACGAUGGAAUAAUGUUUGCUAACCAGUUCUUUAGGGUAAGUUCAGGCGGGAGUUCUGAAACAGUUUUCACCAUGGAUGGUAGGCACAUAAAAUCAGUCGUUUCGGAUGAAAUACGCUCACUGGUUUUAGAUGAAUAUCCCACAGUUGGAAUCCACAUUUCUUCAAGGCAGUUUUUGCAGCUCUUGUCAUCACACUCUGAUGCUAAUGAGGCACAGGGAGCACUGCAGGAUGUGCUUGGGUCUCUCCAGGCAGGAUAUGUGAAUCAUACUAUUCAUGCAAUACCUGCUGUCAGACAACCUGCCACCAACAGAUAUUCAGUCCCUAAAAUUCUAGCUCAUUUAAAAGCAAAAGGGUUGCACACUCAGUCAGCAACAGUGAAAAUGUUUCUCCAGCUAUCAGAAUCCCUGCGCAAUCUGGAAAUGGCUGAAAUUAAAACAAUUUUUAAAAAGGCAGAUGCCAAAUUUGUUCCUAUUCUGAUAGAUGCAGCUGCAGCAGCCUCUACACCCGCUUCACUGGAGGCCAUUGUCUCUUUUAUUGACAUCACAAAUCCAAAGAUAUCACCACUGCUGGAGAAGUUCCUCUACGCCUGCGCAUUCUCCUCUCAGCCGUCCACUCAUUUAAUUAAUAUCAUCACUCGCAUCCUUACACACACAUCUGCACGGUGGGAGACACAUGAAAUUGCUCUUAUCGCUCUUGGCACAGUAAUAAGGAAAAUGUGUUCUGCAGACAUGUGCCAUCUUCAGGAAGUUAAACAUGUGAAGAGCCUUAUUGUAAAUGGACUGAUGACAUCCACUGAAGAGAGAGAGAUGAAGUCAUAUCUCCUAGCCCUGAAAAGUGCUCGUCUUCCAGAGACAGUAUCUGUCCUUCUACAGUAUAUUGAUCACUCCAAUUCUCUGUCAAGCAUUGUGUUCUCAGCAUUGCAGGACUUUCCAUCUCAAUAUAUCACAAAAGAGGUUAAAGACCAUGCCAGAGACAUAUUUACCCGAAGAAAGACGUCUUUUUCUGCUCCUGUACGUCUGGAUGCUGCCCAGCUCUUGCUUAAGUAUGAUCCUCUGGACACAGAUGUCCGAGAGAUAAUCCUGAAAAUUGCAGAUGAAAAGCCUGAGGUUGCCAAAUUUCUUACCUCCAAAAUUAUGAGCAUGUUACAGUCAGAUUCUCAGGCCAGAAAGGUCAUUCGUAAUGUGUUGAAAGAUCCAAAGCUAAAUAAUUAUUUCCAUCUUGCACGACUUGGUUGUUCCUCAUCAUACACUGGACUGAUGACAGAGAACAAAGACAUGGUUGCAUCAUAUGACUUUGAAUUUCUCUUCUCUGAGGGUGGAGCUCUAAAAAAAAGUAACAGUCAUUUCUUUGCCCAAACCAGAGGAAGAAAAUUGCAUUUACUGCAGGUUUCUCUAGAAACAAGUGGUCUUGAUUCUUUAUUUGGGGCUGAAGCAAAGGGAGCAGAAGAGGAAGAGCUAAUGGCAGGAAUGUCAGCCAUGUUUCUGGGAGAGCAGAUCCAGCCCACUGUCUUCUUCCGGGGAUAUUCAGACUUGAUGAGCAAGUACUUCUCAGCAGGUGACGGACCAAUGAACAUUAUCUCUGGGAAUAUUCUUGUUCUUGAUCACAGACAGAGUCUAAUUCUCCAGUCUGGAAUACAAGCUCAGGGGAUUUUUUAUGGAGGUCUUUCUGUUGAUGUAUCAGCUGAUUUGGCAUUCAGCUUAUUCACUCAGGAAUCAAAAACCACUGUCAAUAACAAGUUCUCACUGAUUGUCAGCACCAGGGCAGAAGUGGAUGCUCUACUCAUGAGCACUACGGCUAAGUCUGUGGUGAAGAUGGACCCUUCUGUCAGCUUUGUCACCACUGUCAACUUCUAUAACACGCCUGCACAAUACUGUUUGCAGCUUAUCAGAGAGCCUCUGGUUUACAGAGAGAAAGUGUCUACCCAAGUAAACAUUCAAAACAGAAGGAAACUUGUUCAACAAAGUAAACAGAAAUGGACUCUUUCAGGAGAAGAGACAGCACUCCACAGGGACAAUUCAAAAAUGUGUAAAAGUGUGCUUUAAUUUUAAUUUAAAAUUCAUUGAGACUCUUAUUUGUUAAGUAUAACAGGUGGAACACAUUGUACCCAUAGGCAUUAUUUACAGGUGGGAUGCUGGGUUGCCACUCCCAGUAACCAAAACCAUUGCAUUGGCCAUUACAACUUCCAAAAAAUUUCAUAUCAUAAUGAAGGAUUAAAAUAAAAC
Clarias gariepinus (North African catfish) is the source of this 2851-nucleotide messenger RNA. RefSeq names its product microsomal triglyceride transfer protein large subunit-like. Gene Ontology annotation, molecular function: lipid binding. The coding region runs from base 50 to 2671 and encodes 873 amino acids. Lineage: Eukaryota; Metazoa; Chordata; Actinopteri; Siluriformes; Clariidae. The record is from RefSeq and is a predicted model, not a curated record. Gene Ontology annotation, cellular component: Golgi apparatus; basolateral plasma membrane; endoplasmic reticulum. The transcript is spliced from 18 exons. Gene Ontology annotation, biological process: lipoprotein metabolic process; lipid transport.